Messenger RNA from Letharia columbiana, 1437 nucleotides. RefSeq lists its product as uncharacterized. The record is from RefSeq and is a predicted model, not a curated record. NCBI's taxonomy places the organism in Eukaryota, Fungi, Ascomycota, Lecanoromycetes, Lecanorales, Parmeliaceae. Bases 1 to 1437 code for a protein of 478 amino acids. The transcript has a single exon.
AUGGCUUCGAAAUCUACAGAAAACGAUCAAGAUAUUCGAUCAGAUCCACCGACGAUGACGGCACUCACCUUGCAAGAGAUGAAAGAUGGAGUACCCGCACCAUCUGAGAAUGACUCGAUACAUUCCAGCUCUGCACAUUCCGACACUUCAACUCUGAAUUACGACCAGGAGUCCUACGAUCUGUUCAAACUCCGCGUUGAAAGGCUUUGCCAGAUUCUCUGGCCUCCGCAGAGAUCCAUCAGACAAGCUUUGUCAAACAGCAAAACAGCAACACGUAUGCGUGCAAGCAAAUUCUUCCGUCUCAUCAUUCGCUCUCAGAAAGCACCACUCAUCGAGCGCCUCCGAGGCGGCGACUACAACCGCAUUGUGGGUAUAACACUGCCGCUGUCAAAAGACGAAGAGAGUCGCAAUCGCAAUCUCAUUCUUCGGGUACCACGAUGGGGCCAAGGCCAAACCGAAAGGGUAGUUGCCACUCUCGACUACUUGCGACGGAAGUCUACAAUCCCAAUAGCCACCACUAUUGCGAAGGACUUCAGUAAAGAAAAUCCGCUAGAGAGCCCCUACAUUAUUCAGAAUCGCAUCCCCGGAAGUAACCUCGAGGUUCUGUGGGCCGAAUUAAAUCAUUCGCAACGAUGCACCGUCGCUUGUGAAGUAGGUCGUGUGAUAAAAAGUCUUUUGGCACUCGAAAGUCCGGUGACAGGCCAUGUCGAAGCAUACUCCAAUGGCAUGGGGAGUACAGAGCCCCAUACUAUUGUCCCAUUCGACUUGAAGAGUGCUGGUGGAGAUCAAUUCGAAGAGCCAGAGCAGCAAGCUUCAAUUAUCGAGGGAAAUCCGCGUGAGAGCCAAACUACUCUGGACUUCUUCAAGUGUCAAAUUGGGCGCUGGCGGGCAGUCGAUGUCGCGAGAGACUCCCCUAUGGUUGAUCGGACGGUUGGCCUCUGGGAUGGCGUGCUUAAAGUCGUCGAAGAAAUGAACGACCUGGACUUAUUCAUGCCGAGAUCUCAUUGCCUCUGCCAUGUUGACCUACAUCCUCGUAAUAUCAUGGCAAGCAUAAGGCCGUUCGGCUGUAUUCAAAUCACAGGAAUUCUCGAUUGGGACGAAGCAGUCAUGGCACCAAAGUUCGUGAACUGUGAGCCUCCAGGAUGGCUCUGGGGUUUCGAUCCGGAUGAUCUUCCGCACGAUGAUUUACCCACUUGGCCAUAUGAGAGACCGGGAGCCAACGAGGUGCCCUCAACGUUGCAGAGUCAAGAGCUCAAGCGCAUUUUUGAACAUCACGCUGGAUCUGAAUACGUAAGCCUAGCGUACCAUGAGCAGUACCGCAUGAGCCGGGGCCUGUUCCGACUGGCAGUGUUCGGGCUGACUUCAAGCGAGAACUACAGCACAGCGGAGAGGAUAAUUUGUGAUUGGGAGAGGCUUCGUCAGUCUUUGAUAUGGUGA